AUGGGUAUCAAGCACCUCUUCCAGCUCAUUCAAGAGCAUUCGCCUGGUGCAGUCAAGACCGGUGAGAUCAAAAACCAGUUCGGUCGCAAAGUCGCUAUCGAUGCGUCUAUGAGCAUAUACAGUUUCCUCAUCGCCGUUCGAUCUGAUGGCCAGCAACUCAUGAGCGACACUGGCGAGACGACAUCACAUCUUAUGGGUCUCUUCUAUCGCACACUCCGCAUGGUGGACAACGGCAUCAAGCCCCUCUACGUCUUUGACGGCGCCCCACCGAAGCUCAAGUCUGGCGAGCUCGCAAAGCGGUUCCAGCGCAAGACAGAGGCGCAGGCAGGUAUGGAGGAAGCAAAGGAGACAGGCACAGCAGAAGAUGUCGAGAAGUUCUCGCGGCGGACAGUCAGAGUGACGAGGGAGCACAACCAAGAAUGCCAGCAGCUGCUCAAGCUUAUGGGCAUCCCGUUCAUCAUUGCGCCUACCGAGGCAGAGGCACAAUGCGCCGUUCUUGCGAGGGGAGGCAAGGUAUAUGCUGCUGCGUCAGAAGACAUGGACACAUUGACCUUCGAUUCACCCAUCUUGCUGAGGCAUCUCACGUUCAGCGAGCAACGCAAGGAGCCCAUCCUUGAGAUCCACCUCGACAAGGUGCUCGAGGGACUAAAUAUGGAGCGCAAGCAGUUCAUCGAUCUCUGCAUUCUCCUCGGCUGCGAUUACCUCGACCCCAUCAAGGGCAUUGGCCCCAGCACUGCCCUCAAGAUGAUUCGCGACCACAAAGACCUCGAAGGUGUAGUCGAACACAUCAAGAACAACACCAAACUCACCAUACCCGAGGAUUGGCCUUUCGCCGACGCGCGCACGCUCUUCCUCGAGCCAGACGUGCGGCCCGCUGAUGCUCCCGAAUGUGACUUCAAGUGGGAAGCACCGGACGUUGAAGGUCUUGUCAAGUUCCUGGUCGAGGAGAAGCAUUUCAACGAGGACAGGGUGCGUAAUGGUGCGGCAAAAUUAAGCAAAAACAUGAAGACAGCACAGCAGAGCAGACUAGAGGGCUUCUUCAAGCCGGUUGAGAAGACGGCCGAAGAGAAGGCAAGCCUUAAACGCAAGGCGGAUGAGAAGCUCGAGGCGAAGAAGAAGAAGCAGAAGGAGGAUGCAAAGGCAAAGAAGCAGGCUAAGGCUAAGCCCAGGACUGCUGCAUGA
Messenger RNA from Ascochyta rabiei, 1182 nucleotides. RefSeq names its product Elongation of fatty acids protein 2. Lineage: Eukaryota; Fungi; Ascomycota; Dothideomycetes; Pleosporales; Didymellaceae. The coding region runs from base 1 to 1182 and encodes 393 amino acids. Gene Ontology annotation, molecular function: 5'-3' exonuclease activity; DNA binding; 5'-flap endonuclease activity. Gene Ontology annotation, cellular component: nucleus; cytoplasm. The record is from RefSeq and is a predicted model, not a curated record. The transcript is spliced from 4 exons.